CUCCCUGCCUCCCGGUGGGCCAUGGAGGGCCGCCCCCCGCCCAACGCGGCCAUCCCCCAGCCUCCGCUGCGCUCGGCCCAAGUGUCCAGGCUCCGCCAUGAGCACGGAAAGGUGGUCAGUAGCUGCCAAGAAAAAAUCCAGCACUGGAAAAAGGUGGAGAGUGACUAUGAGGCCCUUCAAGAACGACUCAGCACCUUGCCCGAUAAACUGUCCUACGAUGUCAUGGUACCUUUCGGUCCUCUUGCCUUCAUGCCGGGAAAACUCAUUCAUACCAAUGAAAUCACCGUUUUACUUGGGGACAACUGGUUUUGCAAAUGCUCAGCGAAACAGGCCGUGGGCUUGGUAGAGCACAGGAAAAAACAUGUAAGGAAAGUCCUGGAUGAUUUACAAAAAGUGAAGAAAAAUUUUGAAUCCCGAGUUGAAUUCACAGCAGAUUUGCAGAAAAUGAGCGACGCAGCAGGUGAUAUUGUUGACAUAAGAGAAGACAUUCCAAAUGACAUUGAAGUAAAAGGAAAACGCAGAACGGCUCACAAACCUCAUUCAAAACCCAAAACCAUAGAUGUUUUUGAAGCAGAUUUUACAAAGGAUGCAAAAUCCAAGGACGGUUUACUCGUCGAGAAUGAACUAUGGGCUCGACUGGAAGAACUGGAAAGGCAAGAGGAAUUGCUGGGUGAACUUGAUAGAGAGCCUGAUGCUGUGGUUGCAAAUGGAGAUACAACAUCUUCUGAGGAGGAGAAGGAAGAUAAAAAGACAGAAAUGAAUGUGAUAAAUACAGAAGCAGAGUCUCUUACUCAGGGUACUUUUCAGGAGAACUUUACCCAUUCGAAAUUGUUCAGUGGUCAAGUGAACGGCUCAAUGAAUGGUCUAAAUUCUUAUAGUGAUGAUGACGACGAUUUAGGAGUUGGAGAUAAUUCAGUACCAACCAUAUAUUUCUCUCAUACUGUUGAACCUAAAAGGGUAAGAAUAAAUACAGGAAAAAAUACCACUUUGAAAUUUAGUGAAAAGAAAGAGGAAGCCAAGCGCAAACGAAAGAAUAGCAAUGGCAAUGGCCACUCAACUCCAGAGCUACCAAAUAUCAAAACCCCUGCUGAUGUUUACAGAGUCUUUGUUGAUGUUGUGAAUGGAGAAUAUGUCCCUCGUAAAUCAAUCUUGAAGUCUCGCAGCCGAGAGAAUAGCGUGUGCAGUGAUACUAGUGAAAGCAGUGCUGCGGACUUCGAUGACAGACGAGGAAUUUUAAGGAGCGUUAGCUGUGAGGAAGCCACCUACAGUGAUACUAGUGAGGGAAUCUUGGAAGAGGAAGAAGAGGAACAAGAAAAUCUCGAGAAAAACCUUUCGCCAUUUUCAGGAACUCUUGAGGCCUUUUCUGGGACUGUAAUUGAAAAGGAGCCUUCGCCCCCGUCCUCCACACCCCACCCAGGCCCCCUCCAGACCGCGUUACCGGCCAUUCCCGAGCGGACAGCGAAAGAGGUCCCUCCAGGAGGAUCCGAAGGAACCGCGAAGAGAAUGUCAAAAUUCAAAGCUACCAGAUUGCAACAGAGAAACUAGGGACUGCCUUAGAGCCUAAAAGUUGGCAUCUCGAAAGACCAGCUUUGCAUCGAAGAGUAUGUAUAACUCUGUGCAUCACAGGCAGUUAAGUGUAAAGCAUCAAAUGUUUGGCAGCAGGUUUCAGAUUUUACCUCUUACCGGUGGUAUUUUAAAAACUUCAAAAAUGUUUGACUAUUUUCUAUUCAAUUUAUUUUAUUCUCUCGUAUGCUGUCAGCACCUUUGUCAGUAGCAGCAUUUGGAAGUAUUUUUCAAAAAAAUACCAUUUGCAGGCAUUGUUUUGUGUUUCAACCUAAAUACAGGCAGUUUUGUACCAGCUGUGAUGUUCUCUGUACCAUAUGGGCCAUUUUAAAGAAACUUUUAAAAUUUCAGACAGAUUCAACCAUUAUAUUUCAUUACUUGCUUUAGCAUUUCUAAGUCCCUUUUUCUAUCCACACUGUCGUAGGUUUUGCAACUAGGUGGCUGUUGAAAAUUUCAAGCAUCUCUUUCCUCUCCCGCCCCCCCCCCACCCCCAACCCUUCUAUUAAGUUCAUAUUGUACAGAUCUCAAAGUCAGGAUGCUGUGUUUACGUACUUUACAAGGAAGUUUCUUUGAUGGAAAAUGGUAUUUUGUAAAAUAGAACUUUUCAAAUAAAAAAAAGUUGGGAAA
Molecule: messenger RNA, 2190 nt
Organism: Tachyglossus aculeatus (Australian echidna)
Lineage: Eukaryota; Metazoa; Chordata; Mammalia; Monotremata; Tachyglossidae
Gene: URI1
Product: URI1 prefoldin like chaperone
Exons: 11
Coding region: 22-1545 (507 amino acids)
Biological process (GO): negative regulation of transcription by RNA polymerase II; negative regulation of phosphatase activity
Molecular function (GO): chromatin binding; transcription corepressor activity; phosphatase inhibitor activity
Source: RefSeq, a predicted model, not a curated record